AUAAGUACUGUCUGAUACUACUAAUCUAAUGCUAAUUAUCAUGCAUACUGCAGGAUUCAUGGGUCGUGAAGUAAAGAUGUACACAUGACCCAAUUUUACUAGUUUAUUUACAAAUACCAAGGCUAUUUGUGAGAAUUGUGAUUUAUUCAUGUAAAAACUGGAAAGAGUAAUAGUUUUGUCUCAUGUAAGGAAAGAUGACUACUGUUACUGGAAAUGACUAUUACCCAAAAGAACCAAAGAGCACCAAAAACCAAUACAAUAUUAACGGCAAUGGGAAAUUGGGUGAUGAUGAUAAAGAUGCUUUCUUGCCACCCGUUAAAUUGGAACCAGGGUUAGAUUCCCUGAACAGAAACCCAGAGGAAUUUGAUGAAUUAGAUCCUUCAGAGGAUAAUGCUCCUCCAGACAGGUAUCGUAUUGUGUUCUUCAUCAUGUUGGUUCACGGUAUUGGUAUUUUGAUGCCAUGGAAUAUGUUAAUCAAUGCUCAAGCAUACUUUGAAAACUACAAGCUGUCUGAAAACACAACAGAAGUGAAUAACUUGCGAUCAAAUUUUAUGUUCUCCAUUGGUAUAGCAUCACAAGUUCCAAACUUCAUCAUGAGUGGAGUUAACGCAUUCGUCCAGUGUGGAGGACAAGCCUCCCCAAGAAGGAUAGCUAUCUCCAUAGUGAUUAUGACCAUGAUUUUUAUUGGUACUGUUGUACUAGCCAUGUUGGACAGUUCCUCAUGGUCAGUUGAAUUCUUCUAUAUUACAAUGAUAAUGGCUGCAGUUCUAAACAUGGCGACUGGUGUUUAUCAGAACAGUACUUUUGGUUUAGCAGCCAUCUUACCAAUGAAGUAUACCAAUGCCAUAGUAUUAGGAAAUAACUUGUCUGGUGUAUUCAUUGCAGUAAUUAACCUUGUUUGCUUGGCAUUGGCACCUGAUCCUAGAACCCAGGCUAUCUACUAUUUUGUUACAGCUAUUGUUAUCUUGUUGGUAGCUUUUGAUGCAUACUUCCUUCUUCCUGUCACUAAUUUUUACAAAUAUUACAAAGAUAUGGUUGCCAGGAAACAGAAACAUCACCAUGCUACCAGCAGAACUUGUUCACAAACUUGUGGGAUGUAUUUAAUGGUCUUUAAAAAGAUCUGGGUACAAGCUGUGAGUGUAUGGUUUGUUUUUUUCGUUACCUUGGCAAUUUUUCCAGGAGUAUGGGCUAAUAUAAAGAGAAUAGAUUUCCCUUUGGAAGACCAGUAUUGGGCACCAAUAUUCUGCUUCCUGAGUUUCAAUCUAUUUGCUUUCUUAGGAAAUUUGACCUCAGAAUUUGUACGUGUGCCAGGACAUAAAUGGGUGUGGAUUCCAGUUGCCAUACGAGGAUUACUUGUACCGUUCUUCCUAAUGUGUAAUUUUAAGCCAGAAGAGAGAAUUUUUGAUGUGAUAAUAGAAAAUGACUACAUCUACAUUGUUGGAGGAGUAGUUCUAGGAUUUACAAGUGGAUAUUUCAGUAGUCUCUGUAUGAUGUAUGGACCAAAGUUGGUAGAUCAGCAGUAUGCAGGAACAGCUGGAAUGAUCAUGGCAUUCUUCUUGGUUUUGGGUAUUGGUACUGGUGUCAACUUCUCUCUGAUUUUAGGCUUGAUAACAACCAGACCAGUGGCUUAAUCAUUAACCAUCAGAGUACUGACUUGAUCUCAACACAUAUCUUACAGAUCAAUAGAGUUGUGGAGAAGUGAUGGAAUCAUUUUAUUUGGGUGUCUGUUUUUAUUGUUAAUACAAGUUAAUCUUCUUUUAAGAAUAAUAAGUUGACGAAGAGUGUUAAUGGCACCUUUUUUAUACGACCGCGGUCAUAUAUUGGUAUGACGUUGACGUUGGCGUCGUCGUCCGAAGACACAUUGGUUUUCGCACUCUAACUUUAGUUUAAGUGAAUGGAUCUCUAUUAAAUUUUACCAUAAGGUUCAAUACCACAAAAGGAAGGUGGGGAUUGAUUUUGGGGGUUAUGGUACCAACAGUUAAGGAAUUUAGGGGCCAAAAAUAAGCAUUUUUGUAACUUCCAGACAUAACUUGUGUGUUAGUGAAUGGAUCUCUCUGACAUUGUACCACAAGGUUCCAUAUCACAAAGGGAAUGCUGGGAUUGAUUUUGGGGGUAAUUGCCUCCACAUUUUUAGGAAUUAGGGGCCAAAAAGGGGCAAAAAACAAGCAUUUUUCUAGUUUCAUGACAAUAACUUGUGUGUAAGUAAGUGUAUGGAUCUCUCUGACAUUGUACCACAAGGUUCCAUAUCACAAAAGGAAUGCUGGGAUUGAUUUUGGGGGUAAUUGCCUCCAAAUUUUAGGAAUUAGGGGCCAAAAAGGGGCAAAAAACAAGCAUUUUUCUAGUUUCAUGACAAUAACUUGUGUGUAAGUGUAUUGAUCUUUAUGAAAUUGUACAGGUUCCAUAUCACAAAGGGAAAGCUGGAAAUGAGUUUGGGGGUAAUUGCCCAAAACGUUUAGGAAUAAGGGGCAAAAAAAUAAGCAUUUUUCUAGUUUCCAGACAAUAACUUGUGUUCAAGUGUAUGGAUCUCUCUGAAAUUGUACUGCAAGGUACCAUACCACAAAGGGAAUGCUGGGAUUGAUUUUGGGGGUAAUUGCCUCAAAAUUUUAGGAAUUAGGGGCCAUAAAAGGGGAAAAAAAACAAGCAUUUUUCUAGUUUCAGGACAAUAACUUGUGUGUAAGUGUAUUGAUCUUUAUGAAAUUGUACUACAAGGUUCCAUAUCACAAAGGGAAAGCUGGGUUUGAGUUUGGGGGUAAUUGCCCUAAACUUUUAGGAAUUUGGGGCCAAAAAGGGGCAAAAAAACAAGCAUUUUUCUAGUUUCCAGACAAUAACUUGUGUUGAAGUGUAUGGAUCUCUCUGAAAUUGUACUGCAAGGUACCAUACCACAAAGGGAAGGCUGGGAUUGAGUUUGGGGUGAUGAAUCAUAAGGGGGUUCAAAAAAUUGGGGGGGGGGGGGGGGGGGUUUCC
Messenger RNA from Mytilus californianus (California mussel), 2964 nucleotides. Its product is annotated as equilibrative nucleoside transporter 1-like. Gene Ontology annotation, cellular component: plasma membrane. The record is from RefSeq and is a predicted model, not a curated record. Gene Ontology annotation, biological process: nucleoside transmembrane transport. Bases 195 to 1631 code for a protein of 478 amino acids. Gene Ontology annotation, molecular function: nucleoside transmembrane transporter activity. Lineage: Eukaryota; Metazoa; Mollusca; Bivalvia; Mytilida; Mytilidae. The transcript has 15 exons.